Messenger RNA from Meira miltonrushii, 858 nucleotides. RefSeq names its product NAD(P)-binding protein. The coding region runs from base 1 to 858 and encodes 285 amino acids. The record is from RefSeq and is a predicted model, not a curated record. The transcript is spliced from 2 exons. Gene Ontology annotation, cellular component: endoplasmic reticulum. Lineage: Eukaryota; Fungi; Basidiomycota; Exobasidiomycetes; Exobasidiales; Brachybasidiaceae. Gene Ontology annotation, molecular function: oxidoreductase activity.
AUGUCAUCACAAAAGACUGUCGUAUUCGUAACAGGCUCUACCGAAGGUGGAAUUGGUGCUUCAAUUUGUACGGAAUACGCACAAAAUGGUGCAAUCGUAUAUGCAGGAGUACGUAAAUUAGAAGCAUUGGGAUCAUUGGCAAAAGAUACAAGAAUUCAUCCUAUCGUGAUUGAUGUUACAAAAGAAGAAACUGUCAAAUCAGCCGUUCAAAAAAUCAUUGAGGAAUCUGGUCAAAUUGACAUUUUGGUCAAUAAUGCCGGCGUAAAUGCAGCAGCAGGCUUGGCCAUUGAAGUACCGAUCGAAAAGUACAGACAAACUUUCGAAGUGAAUUAUUUUGGUCUACUUCGUGUGUCACAAGAAGUGGCCACUCAUAUGGCAAAACGUCGUAAAGGAGCAAUCGUGAAUAUUGGUUCAGUUGCUGGGUAUGCUCAUUUACCCUUAUCGGCAGCCUAUUCGAACUCCAAAGCUGCAGUUCACAGUUUAAGUGAUGUUUUACGUAUCGAACUUGCUCCGAUGGGCAUUCAUGUCUUAUGCGUAGCCCCGGGAAAAAUUAAAAGUGGAUUCGGAAAGCAAGCUUUAGAAACAGCAACCUACCCAACACCUGAUUCGCCAUUUUAUGGUGCCAAAGAUGCAAUCAGUGCAAGGACAAAUUAUAGUCAAGUCGGUAAAUGUACCCCUUCAUCAGAUUUGGCAAAAGCCAUUAGAGCUUCCUUAUCUGCUCCUGCUUGGAGACGAAGAUCUUAUUUGACUUAUGGAGAAUUAUCAACCAUUACUUGGUUGACAUACUACUUCCCGCCGUUUUUGCGUGAUAGGGCAUUAACCAGACGAUUCAAAUUAGACACAAUUUCCAAGAAAUAG